Messenger RNA from Caretta caretta (loggerhead turtle), 2460 nucleotides. RefSeq names its product programmed cell death protein 1. Gene Ontology annotation, biological process: negative regulation of immune response; positive regulation of T cell apoptotic process. Gene Ontology annotation, cellular component: external side of plasma membrane; membrane. NCBI's taxonomy places the organism in Eukaryota, Metazoa, Chordata, Testudines, Cheloniidae. The record is from RefSeq and is a predicted model, not a curated record.
AUGGGUACGUUUCAUUUCCACUUCUGCUUCAGCUGCAGUCAGUCGACAGCCGCCGUGCGGCCCCUGGGGGAACAGUGCCACUGGGAUACGAGGUGGCCAGGCCAGGCCCCGGAGUGCCCUCCCGCCACACAGCACAGACAUAGCAGCUUGGAUCCUGACUGGUGCAUCGCACGUGCAGGGGAGGAAGCCAACCCCCAGAGGGCUCCCGGCCCCUCGAAGGCGACGCCAGGGACGAUGCUUGUUCUCGUUGUCGGCAUCUGUGCGGUGCUGCUGACCUGCAGGCCAGUGCUGCUGCUCUCCCAGCUUGAAACAGUGACGUUUUCCCCGGAGAAGCUAUCCUUGCCUGUGGGCGACACAGCCAGCUUCUUCUGCAAUAUUACCACGGCGAACUUCCCUCAGUUUGAUUAUAGUUUAAACUGGUACAAAAAGAUCAAUUCCACUUACACACAAAAAAUUGCUGAGUUUAAUGGGAAUGCAAAUAAAUUCCCGAAGGAGAAAUUCACCCUUAUCAACCAUACCUCGUCUGUUGAGAUAAGGAUUCUGCACCUAACUGAGAAUGACAGUGGCAAGUACUACUGCGGGCUGAUCGCUUUCUCCUCGCCCAGUAAAGUGGUGGAAAGCAACGUGUCCCAGCUCAUAGUUACAGAAGGAGGGCCCACCACCAUUCCCAACGUGACCGAGGACAACCAGGCGGGCGACUUUAAAGUGCCAGUCAUCAUUGGCGUGAGCAUCGCUGCGGCCAUGCUGCUGGGGCCGAUCACCUAUGUGCUCUUCAUCACCACGCGCCGGACGGGAGGGCAGCAGAAACCACAUCGUGAAAACGCACUCUUGAAGAAAGAACAGGUGACGACCUACACAGUGGAUUAUGGCGUGUUGGAAUUCCAGCAGGAGGAGCACACAGAGGCUCCGGUGGAGAGUUACCCACCCGACAACACAGAAUAUGCCGUCAUCGUGUUCCCUGAAGAGAAGCCUGUCACCCCGGAAAGGGGGAAGAAAACGAAACACCAGAGGACCUGUCAAAUCUGAGCCCAGCCCUGCUGAUGGGUCAGGAGCCCGACCGUGCUUCUCCUUCUCCUUUGUCCUCUCUUUACAGCUUUCUCGGAGGCUUUCGGACAGGAAGGCCUGGCGGCAGCAUCUGCACUAUUUGUGCACGCUGCGCCCGGUUGUACGUCAGCCCCUGACUCUCCUUCUUCCCCGAUUUGGACAGCCGCUCGGAUGACUGACAUUUUACGGCAGCCGUCAUCGGGAUCCUUCCCUCCUCCGCAGGUCGCAAGCAAUUGUUUGCUGCUAAGGAAGACAUGUGGUCAGAACACGCUUCAGGGUCUGGACUAAUGGACAUGUGGUUCGAGCCCUGUGCUGCCGUGGCGGAGAGCCAUGUUCAAUCCCGGUCCUUGGUUUCUUGCGCUGCAGGGGUGUAUCGUGGAGGCGGCAUGAUCCAGCCCUGGGGGUGGGGGAGAAAGAGGUAGAGUCAUGUGUCACUCAGCAGUUACCCUAUUGGUCAGUGAUGCUGGGCUCCAAAGAGAAGCCUUGCCAGUCCUCCUCGUUCAUUAGGAUGGUGGUGGCAAAGCUGGGUCUAAAGGAUGGGAGAGGGUAAACCGGUGGAAAAGCGUGGGAUCUUUAGGGCUGGAAGGUGGAUGCAGGGGAACCUGCUGGAAGAUGCUACCAUAAACCGUUAGAGCCCAAUUCUGCCUUGCUUAUGGUCUAGGGAUACAAGCUGCCACCUCACAGAUAAACUAACGCUGACCUGCAGCUCUGAUAUUUCAGUCCUUGGGCUCCCCAGUCAUGCCAAACGGAGCGCAAACCUGCCUCUUUUGACUUCCUGCUGGGUUUGACCCGACUAAGAAAUCUUAACAUUGGGAGAAAUUCGUGAAUGCAUGCCACUGGCUGCAGUGUAAAAGGAUACUAUGAAACAGAUUGCAGCUCUGAUGGGUUCUCAUCACCACAGGGGCUGCAGCACCCAGCUGAAGUCAGUGGGUCUUCUUGGGUGCAGCGGACUGGAGCAGGUUGCUCCUUCUGUAUUGUACCGAGCUAGGGGCUUCUCCUAGCUUUGUGUGAGAAGCUGCGUUGCAUGUAACUGUUUAUUUAAAAAGACUAGUGGGAAAUGUACUGUAAUGUGUUUUUUCUUUUCUGUAGUUUUUGUCACAUAUUUGCACUUGAAAUUUAAGAGCUCCAGGUGGAUGGAGCUGGAUUGGCACCAAAUCAGGUAGAAAUCUGACCAGUGCACAGGCAGAGGAGAUGGCAAGAAGGCCGAGUGAUUCUAGUGAGGCACAGAGACUGUGAAACUCUUAGGAAUGCCUUACUUCUUGACCAGCCCUGCCGGACUCAAUGGGGCUGUUAGAACAGUAAGGUGUCACUCCUGGGGUUCACAGUCAACCUGGGGGCUUGAUCCUGUUGAGUGGGUGCUUUGCCCUUAGCUUCGGCUACAGGGAGAUCAGGACCCAGGAAUUUACACUGAAGUGG